Abrus precatorius (Indian licorice) is the source of this 1189-nucleotide messenger RNA. RefSeq lists its product as uncharacterized. The record is from RefSeq and is a predicted model, not a curated record. Bases 35 to 940 code for a protein of 301 amino acids. The transcript has 7 exons. NCBI's taxonomy places the organism in Eukaryota, Viridiplantae, Streptophyta, Magnoliopsida, Fabales, Fabaceae.
CGGCCACUGCACACGGCUUUUCUGCCCAUUCUUCAUGACUGAUAUCGCCUCAGAUCUGCUUCGUGCCCUGAAGAUGAGAAAACGCACUGUUUAUGCAUGGCUAGUAGCAGUUUUUUGCUUCAUAGUACUCAUGAUCGUCACCCCCGCCAUUCCCCAGUCCCAAGAAUACCAUAAUUUCGCCGACCAGCGCAACUUCUUCGGUAUUCCUAAUGCACUUAAUGUGAUAUCGAAUUUCCCUUUUCUGAUUAUUGGUCUUGUUGGACUUAUACUUUGUCAUCAUGGAAAUUACUUUAGGCUCAGUUUGCAGGGUGAACUAUGGGGUUGGACAUGCUUCUAUGCUGGUGUGGCUGCAGUUGCAGUUGGAUCUUCAUACUAUCAUCUCAAGCCAGAUGAUGCUCGUCUUGUGUGGGAUCGAUUGCCCAUGACCGUUGCUUUUACAUCAAUCAUAGCAAUAUUCAUCAUUGAGCGGAUUGAUGAGAAGAAGGGAAUGAUUUCAAUUAUACCUCUAAUUUUGGCGGGUAUAAUAAGCAUUGCGUAUUGGAGGUUUUCUGAUGACCUCCGUCCGUAUGCUCUGGUCCAAUUUGUACCAUGCAUUGCCAUUCCUCUCAUGGCUAUUUUGUUGCCUCCAAUGUACACACAUUCAACAUAUUGGCUCUGGGCUGCAGGAUCUUAUCUUCUAGCUAAGGUGCUAGAGGCUACUGAUAAGGUGAUCUAUGAAUGGACUUAUCAUGUUGUCAGUGGUCACACACUGAAGCAUUUGUGUGCAGCGAUGGUUCCUGUAUUCUUAACAUUCAUGCUUGCUAAGAGGAGUGUUGAAGCUGAGAGGCAAAGUUUGCUUAAAACAUGGCAGGUUUCCUGGACAAAGUUCAGACAGGGCAACACUAAUGUUGAGAGCUACACUUACUCUUACUCAAAUGUGUCGGCUGUGGAGCCGCAAUAAUGCAUCUACUUUGCCAUAGAACAAAAAAUAAAGGCUUAUACUGGAUUACAGGAUAUUGUUGCUCUUGAUUGUGGACCAGGUAAAACAAGCCAUCCAAAGUUAACUUUCAUACAAUAACAUUAACUGUAAUUAACUUAUAGUUUGUAUAUAGUUCCUGAUAUUUUAUCACACACUAAGGACCAUUUUGGUCUGAAUGUGAAGUGUUGUCUAUUUUUUGUUCCGUAAUGGUAUUAAUUUGUACACUUUCUU